AUGACCAGCCUAGGGAUUCAGCAACGUCCCACUGUCCACAGACACAUAGGGAGGAGUCCCUUACUCCUGUCUCACAAACAGAGGUCCUCCUCCUCCUUGCCCCUCCUGAAACGCCUGCACCAGGCCAGGGGGGUUUACCCUGUCUCUGUGCCCCAGAAAGACCCGCCAUCGCUGGAUGACUACUUCUCCCUCCUCCAGCGACUGAAAGAGGAGACUUACAUGUACAAACAGAACAAGGAGCUGAAACACGUACAGAGCAGGAGGCCACCACCACGGUGUAAGCAGCAGCCUCACUCUCCACCUCUGCCCAGGUAAGAGAAUAGCUAUCUUAUCCUCCUGCAUGACUCCAUUUUGUUUGCCAGUGCACUACAGUAUAUUUGGUUAUUGUACUGUAUAUGUUGUACAUUAUGUAUUGGUGCACUAUGGGAACUACAUGUAGUUCAGCUGAUGGAAAUAAAUACUUUUGUCUGUCAUGGACUUGACUGUCAUAUAUGUUAGGAAUGGUGUCACAUGGGAAUGUUAGCGGGUAACAUCUGAACAGGAGUGUCGUUGGGAACCCUAGUCUGCAUCCCAAAUGCCACCCUAUUCCAUUUACAGUGCACUACUUUUGACCUGUCCAAAUAGGGCAUAGGGUGCCAUUUGGUACACACCCCUUGACUUGCUCCUCAGCAACAGGUUUAAAUGUCCUCUUGCAGUCCUCUUCCCAGAGGCCCUAGCAGCCGAGUCCCACCACUUCCCAGAGUACCCAGUAACAGCAGGGUCAUCCCGUUGGGUCGCCCUCAUCGUAGACUGAGCCAGCACUCCAGCCACAAGAUGGCGUCCUCCUCCUCCUCCCAGAAGGGUAAACACACCCCGGCCGUCAUCAAGGGCCAUCGCCACUUAAGCUACGGAGGAGCCGUCCCACCUGAGUAAGAUUAGGAUUAGGAAGAUUACUUUUUAUUGGUCUAAUGUACACGAUGGCUGACGGAAACUUGUCUUCUGCUUUAUUUUAACCCCUCCGAGUAUCUAGCAUUCAGUAGCAUUCAGAAAAUGCUCUCUCAAAUUAUUCCAAGUGUGGGCCAAAAUCCUUGCUUUCGAGUAAUUGUGAGAUUGUGGAUUGAUACCAAGGGUAUGCUGUAUUUGUUGGUUUGUUCCCCAAAUGGCACCCUAUUCCCUAUGCUAUGCACUCCUUUUGACCAGUAGUGCGCUGUAUAAGGAAUAGGGUUCCAUUUGAGACGCAACUUUGGUUAUUUUCCUUUAAACUGGUAUGUCUUCACAGGAACAUCACCGUUCAACAGUUUUAUGACCUUACGCCUACCAAGAAAAGUAACGUCCGCCUCAACGACCAGCUGUAGGUUGCCUUUUACAUACUAUAUGGUGCACUAUUUUUGACCUGGGCCCAUAGGGCUGUGGUCAAAAGUAGUGCACUAUAAAGGAAAUAGGAUGCCAUUUGGGACGGAACGCUGCAGUUCAUCACUGUACCAUAGCUGAAAUCAGUUUUACACCAACAUAACGUUCUUAUUCAUUAUCCCUCUUAUUUUACAAACAUCUCUUUUCAGUAUUCCAAAACCAACGGACAUCAACAUCGCGUAAGUUCUCAUUUUGUGAUCUAGAUCAGUUUCUCAUUCUUAAUUGUUACUGUACUACUGUAAUAUCCUUCUACAGUAACUGUUACCGUACUACUGUAAUAUCCUUCUACAGUAACUGUUACAGUACUACUGGUAAUAUCCUUCUACAGUAACUGUUACAUUACUACUGUAAUAUCCUUCUACAGUAACUGUUACCGUACUACUGUAAUAUCCUUCUACAGUAACUGUUACAGUACUACUGUAAUAUCCUUCUACAGUGACUGUUACAGUACUACUGUAAUAUCAUUCUACAGUAACUGUUACCAUACUACUGUAAUAUCCUUCUACAGUAACUGUUACAGUACUACUGUAAUAUCCUUCUACAGUAACUGUUACAGUACUACUGGAAUAUCCUUCUACAGUAACUGUUACAGUACUACUGUAAUAUCCUUCUACAGUGACUGUUACAGUACUACUGGAAUAUCCUUCUACAGUAACGGUUACAUUACUACUGUAAUAUCCUUCUACAGUAACUGUUACAGUACUACUGUAAUAUCAUUCUACAGUAAUUGUUACAGUACUACUGUAAUAUCCUUCUACAGUAACUGUUACUGUACUACUGUAAUAUCAUUCUACAGUAACUGUUACAGUACUACUGUAAUAUCCUUAUAAAGUAACUGUUACAGUACUACUGUAAUAUCCUUAUAAAGUAACUGUUACAGUACUACUGUAAUAUCCUUCUACAGCAGGGCUCUCCAACCCUGUUCCUGGAGAGCUACCAUCUUGUAAGUUUUCACUCCAACCCCAAUCUAGCACACCUGAUUCUAAUAAUUAGCUGGUUGAUAAGCUGAAGAAGGUUUUUACAACAGGGGUUGGAGCGAAAACCUACAGGAGGGUAGCUCUCCAGGAACAUGGUUGGAGACCCCUGUUCUACAGUAACUGCUUGUAUAAAGUUGGUCUCUGCUUUCUUAAUUGAUAUGCCAUCCCCCUCAACAGUAAGAUCAUUAUAGAAUGUAUAGGAUUAAUAUCCGUCUAACUGCUUACUGUAUAUGAAAUGUAGUCUCUGUGUCCUUUACUGCUCUGCCCUCCCAACAGAAAGAGGAUAAAGGAGGAUACAGUUUAUAGUGUUAAUAUCCUUUUACAAUAACUGCUUCAAUAAAGUGGUAACAUCUCUCCUUCCUUCACUGCUAUGCCCUCCUUCCCUACAGAGAGCUAAUGAUAAAGGUUCCGAUUCCAAAGGAACAUCCGUAUCAGGCCCACAUCUCCCACUUCGCCCUGUUCCCAACGUUCCGCUCACCAGACGACCCCGACACAGGCGUGAGAGCUGCGUCCCUACGACCCCUGAACCCUCUCGUCCCGGCCUCUGCUCCAGAGGUCAUCGUGCUGAGAAAGACAAAAAGUGGUGUUUAUACAGGUCUCUGUGUGUGUGUGUGUGUGUGUGUGUGUGUGUGUCUGCGUGCUGGCCUGUGUAAGGUCACACACACAAGCACAAGCCUCAUUCCCAGAUGAAGUGUCUUGUCUUCAAUCACAGGGGGUCCUCUUCGUCAUGAGGUACUGGAGACACCCAUGACAACCAGGAAGAAAACUAUCUCAUGGCCAGGACAUCAUGGCUUCCUGGAUGUGAGUAGCUACAGUACAGUCAUUUAGCUAGGUUUCCCUCUCACUGUACACAGAAACAACUGCGUCCCAAAUAGUACACUAUUCCCUAUAGAGUGCACUACAUAGGGAAUAGAGUGCUAUUUGGGAGGCAGAAUAAGAUCCUUCAUGUUAUAUUUCAUCUCAUUUGACCUCGGAAGCCCAAUAAAUGUAUGUUCCCACUGAAGUGAAUGACUAGGGAUGCAUCCCAAAUGGUACCCUAUUCCUUAAUGAUGCCCUAUUCCAGGGCCCUGGUCAAAAGUGGUGCACUAUUAAGGGAAUAGGGUUCCAUUUGAGAAACAACCCAAGGAAGAAGGUCACCUGUCCUGCCUCCCCUUUAUCUCUGUCUCUCUCUCAGCACCCUGAGGCCCAGACCCAGGCAUUCUACCCUAAGGGCCAGAAGACAGUGUUUCCCAACCCUACCCUGCGUGACUGGAACGUCACACUGUCUGAACCAACAGCCAACAUGCUCCGCAACGUAGAGAAGUCCCACUGGGUCACCUCCUACCAGCUUCACUACACGGGUAUACAGAGCAGAGCCCCAAACACACAGGCUGUAUCCCAAAAGGCAUCCUAUGUAGUCCAUAGGGCUCUGGUCAAAAGAGGUGUACUCUAUAGGGAAUAGGGUGCCAUUUGACACACAUCCAGAUGCAAAUGGAGUAAUACUCCAGACUAGUUAGAAAAGGGAACUGGCGGCCCGCGGAUCAAUUUACCAGUUGUUAUUAUUCAAUGUUUUUAGGAACUCAGUCGGGGUCUCAACUUACUGUUGAGAGUUAGAAUAGUAGAAUACACAAGGUGACAUUUUGAAAUUUGGUUGUACAUCAGCAGUUUUUCUCUUGUUAUGUUAGUAAUUUACAGUCAGUCAAUUAGCCCAUGUCCGCUACCAUUUUUUAGAUUGGUAAGUUAGUCUAGCCAGCUAUCUAAACUUGUAGUAAUCAUGGUCAAAUUACCGGCCGGGGGCCCCCAUUGAUUUGGUUAGUCACUCUCACUCAGAUAUCAUAUUAAAUGUAAGCAUUUAUCUCCACCUAUGGAAAAAUGUGUAGAAUUGCAGUAAAUGAACUGUAAAACUGAAAAUGUAUCUUCUCCCCAUGGCAAAAUUAGUAGAAUUGUGUGAAAUGAGUUGUAAAACUGCAACAUUUUCUGGUGGCCGGCUCUGACUGCAUGUGUGGGAAUGGAUGUGGGUACGCAGACCGCGAGCCCCUGCGGCCCCUCAUGAUGAGUUCAGAUUUCUUGUGGCCCCCACCCCCAUCACAGUUCCCCAUCCCUGAGAAACAGCAUCAACACACUUUUGCAAACAGUUAGUUUGUUAACAGAGUUUAUAUAUUUUGACUCCAGGAACUGGGCCUACUAAUCCCUUGAGGUUGGAUGACUUCCUUGAGAACCCCAUUGACAUGAUCACUGGGAAGAUGACUCCCUACACAACACAUCUGGUACGUACAGUAACGUAUGAAUCACCUGAAUACACAGUGCAACAGUUUUAAUACAUUUAACUGCUUCCCUAAAAUAACACAUUAGCCUCUAAAACUUCUUAAACUUCCCCAACUACUGUAAAAAUACUUUUAGACAGCUUAAGCAAGCACACCGUUUUUCUUCAGUAUCUCUUUACUUUGAUGACUGAACUAGACAAACCUCCUCCUAACAAACCAGUGCUUGUCUCUCUCAGAGGGAGCGAUCCUACCCCGUCCUGGUGCCCUCUUAACCACGAGACGGGCGCAAGGCCAGAAUACGCCAGGGCCGUCGUACUGUGGAGAGCACCUACCACCCUCCUGUCACUGCCCCAGCAGCAGAGUCCCUCAACGCAGACCAGACCUACACACAGAAUCACCCUGCUGUGCCUCUGGGAACCAUGUCUGGUCACCAUGGUCAUCAGGGGAUACAGGGGAACCACUCUCCUUAGGAUGGCCACUCAGAGCUCAGUCUAGCCAGGCCUGCGGCUGUAGAUGUGUCUGAGCCUGAGCCUGCUCAGGUGUCUGGGUAUGUGUUCCCUAGUCACCACCUUCAAGAUCAAGGCUCCAGGUGUGAGAGGUGUGGGGAGGAGAGGUGUGAGUGCCAGGUCACGGAGGCCAGAGAGGGGCUCCACCACCCAGGGCCAGGGGCAUCAGACCCCCAGCAGAGCAGCCAGGCUCCCAGAGCCUCCCUGGAGAAGGGAGCGGUGGAGAAGGUCACAGACAUGGAGAGCUCUCUGGCAUUGUGCAGCCGCCAGCUUUCCCAUCCUCCCCUGAAUGAGACCACAGAGGUUACCAAAGAGAAUAACCCCCAGAGUGAGGUAUACUACGAGGACGUUCCUAGCAGCAAGAAGCAGAGCUACACAGCAUCAGGGGGUAACCCGUUCAGCCUGAGCCAGCCAGCGUCAGCAUUGGCUACUAACAACACAGGGGCGGCAUAUGAAUCUGAGACUGCUGCUGAUCUGGUCUCUCCCAACAUCCGUAACUGGCGCUCAAGCGGGUCGACUGCCAAUCAGACCCUUGAAGAACAGGAUCAGGAGUGGCAUAACAGAGAGAUCCCCAUCCCUCGCAGUAUCUCCAACCCCUGUAUCCAACCCCGUCCCCAUGCCUUGCCUUCCACCCACCCAGGGGAGAGGGGCAGGGGCCGGUGCCAGUUGGCCCUGCUGGAGCUCCAGGACUCCUUCAGUAAGUCGGAGGUCCACCGCCUCUUCCACAGCUCCCUCCAGGGGGGCACGGUCAACCUGCAGGACAAUGUACACACCGGGAGAAAGCACCGCUUCUACGGCUUCAACUCCUACUAUUUCCACAACUGA
This is a messenger RNA of Coregonus sp. 'balchen', 5940 nucleotides long. Lineage: Eukaryota; Metazoa; Chordata; Actinopteri; Salmoniformes; Salmonidae. The record is from the annotation of a GenBank genome assembly.